AUGAGUACCCGUUACUCGUGCGACUAUGCCGUCCGUGCAGCUGGUUGCAAGAAAUGUAAAUUGCAACUACCUAAAGGAGAAUUACGCUUGGCGAAGGUCACGCCCAAUCCGUUUGUCCAAAAUGCGGAAGGACCUCCACCGGAUAUGAAAUCGUAUUUUCAUCCAAUUUGUCUUUUUGACACUUUCAUGAAGGCUCGCGCCACAACAAAAGUGAUUGAGGAGCCCGGUGAUCUUGAAGGUUGGAUUGACAUGACUGAUGAAGACAAGGUGAAAGUCACCGAGCUUAUCGAUGAUUUGGUGAAAACACGCGAGAAAAAGGGAGGCGGCGUUCAGAGGACUUUGACACCAAUUGUUAAAAAAGCUGUCAAAAAGGAAGAGGAUAGUGAGCAGCAAAGCAGUGCUAAGGCAGCUGCCUUCUUCAGCAAGAGAGAACCAUUGAAGGCUGUGAAAAAGGAAGAACCGGAAACGGAAGAGAGUAAAGCGAACCAAGAAAGCAAAUUCAAUUUGUUUACAAAGUUGUGCAAACUUUGCGAGCUCAUUGCAGACGUUAACAAGCAUCUUGACAAAGCCGAUUGUAUUUUUGGAGUACCACCUGCGAAACUCACAGACGAGUAUAAUAAGAAUGGCGACAUUUCGCAAACAAUUAAAGAAGCCGCUGAGAAUUUCAAAUUUUCUGUUGAAAAGAGCGAUUGGAGUAUUCAAAAGAUUGAUCGUUGGCUAGAUAAACUUGCACAAAAAACUCACGAUGAAGAUCAGCUGGAGCAUCUACGUUUUGCUACAAAAAGGCUUUCUCCACGAGAAUUGCAAUACCUUCUGCGGUUGAUCAAAAAGGACAUGCGGUUUAACGCAGGUGCAAAAGUCAUCUUUGAUGGUUUUCAUCCCAAUGCUUAUGAGGCUUUCCAGAGUUGCAGGGAUCUAGCGGAUAUUGUCAAACGAGUUGAAACAGGAGCAAUUUCAGGGGAAAAGUCCUCGCUUGCGGUGAACAUCACUCUUGGAACACCAAUUCUUCCUAUGUUGGCUGAGGCAUGCAAGAGUGUUGAAUUUGCCAUGAAAAGAUGUUCAAAUGGAAUGUUGGCUGAAAUCAAGUACGAUGGAGAACGUGUUCAAAUACAUAAAAAGGGAGACAAAUUUGACUUUUUUUCACGUUCGCUGAAGCCUGUGGUAAAACACAAGGUUGCUCUCGUUGAUAAGUAUAUUGUCAAAGCUUUCCCUGAUGCCAAAGACCUGAUUUUGGAUGCCGAAAUUUUGAUGGUUGACACAGCUACUGGCAAACCUCUUCCCUUUGGAACACUUGGUAUUCACAAAAAAGAGAAAUUCUCGAAUGCUGUUCCUUGCUUGUUUGUAUUUGAUUGUCUGCUUUAUGAUGAUGUACCUGUUAAGGACAAGCCGCUCUCCGAAAGGAAGAAAUUCUUGGAAGAUACCUUAAAGGAGGUGCCAAAUCACGUGAUGCACAGUAAUUAUCAAGUGAUCAAGCAUGGAGAAAAUCAUAAAUUGAAAACUAUGAUUCUCAAAGCCAUUGAUGAAGGAUUGGAAGGGCUUGUUCUCAAGGAUUUGAAUGGAGUGUAUGAGCCUGGAAAGCGCCAUUGGUUGAAAGUGAAGAAAGAUUAUUUGGAGGAUGGUGGUAUGGCUGACACUGCUGAUUUGAUUGUUCUUGGAGCUUAUUAUGGAACUGGAAACAAAGGCGGUAAAAUGUCGGUCUUUCUGAUGGGAGUAUAUGAUGAAGACACUGAAACGUAUCGGACUGUUUGUAAAAUGGGUAAUGGACACACAGAUGAAGUUCUCGACAGGUUGAACAAGGAAUUGAAGCCAAAAAUGCGUGCUAUUAAACGAGAUGUCGAAAAGCUUCCCAAAUGGCUUCGUUGUUCUUCUCAAUUGUGCCCAGAUUUUGUUAUGAUGGAUCCAAAGCAAGCACCAGUUUGGGAAAUUACAGGCGCCGAAUUCUCUCGAUCCACAAACCAUACGGCUGACGGAAUUUCGAUUCGUUUUCCACGUGUGACAAAAAUUCGUGACGACAAAGAUGUAGAAACGGCUACAUGUCUCAGGGAAUUGAAGAUCUUGUUCGAAAAUUCAAAAGAAAAAAGUGAUGUUGAUAAAGACGAAGAUGAUUCACUCCCAAUUUAUUCAAAAGACAAGCUAGCUCUGGGACAAGCAAUGCACGAUUCGGAGGGCGAAGAUGAUGACACAAAGCAUUUAUUGAAGCAAGAAAAUGAACAAAAUGUCGCUGUUGAGAACACAUCGCCCAAAGCGCAGCCCAAGGAAGAGAAAGCUAGAAGAGGAAAAGAGCCCUAUGACAAAAAAGACGAGCAGAAGGACUUGCCAGCUUGCAAAUGGGGAUCACUUUGUAGUCGAAAGAAUCCACAGCACUUGAAGGAGUUUGCUCAUCCAAAGAAG
Mesorhabditis belari is the source of this 2391-nucleotide messenger RNA. The record is from the annotation of a GenBank genome assembly. Lineage: Eukaryota; Metazoa; Nematoda; Chromadorea; Rhabditida; Rhabditidae.